This is a messenger RNA of Notothenia coriiceps (black rockcod), 1597 nucleotides long. RefSeq names its product ubiquitin associated protein 1-like b (gene ubap1lb). The coding region runs from base 1 to 1002 and encodes 333 amino acids. Gene Ontology annotation, molecular function: ubiquitin binding. Gene Ontology annotation, biological process: ubiquitin-dependent protein catabolic process via the multivesicular body sorting pathway. NCBI's taxonomy places the organism in Eukaryota, Metazoa, Chordata, Actinopteri, Perciformes, Nototheniidae. Gene Ontology annotation, cellular component: ESCRT I complex. The transcript is spliced from 5 exons. The record is from RefSeq and is a predicted model, not a curated record.
AUGUGGUUGUUGAUGAAGCUUCUGACAUAUGGGUUCAGUCUGGAGAACUGGGUUCUUGCCGGGCUGCAGAGCGGCUUCAUCAGCCAGCAGAGUCCUCCGCUCUGCUCCCCGUCCCGCCUGCAGCCGUCCUGCCCCCCCUACUGGAUGAUGUUCAGCAGCCCCCAGCAGAGCCGCCUGGCCAGCCGCCACUGCUCCGACUUCUGGGAGCCCACCCCCCGCCCGCGCUCCCACAGCCUCAACCCCGACUUCCUGCGCAGCAAGAUGGCCGUCUCAGACUCGGAGGAUGAUGGAGAGGGCGAUGCAGUGAAAGCCUGCUCUGUUGGAGGGUGUCCUGCUGCUCCAGGUGGGAGGGGUCAGAGGAGAGCACAGGCCUUCGUCCCUGACCUGCUGAACCCCCCCUCCUGCCUCAGCAGCCUGCCGCACCAGCGCAGGAAGAACCUCCGGCAGUGCUCCCUGUCAGUGCUGGACACACCCAAACAGCACAAGGCCAACACAGACAGCAGACCCCACAGCCACCGGACCCCCACUACCAGAGCCAACACAGUGGACCGCCUGCCCAGCUUCUACAGCCACAAGACCACAUACACGAGGCUCAGUCCAGACUCCUGCAGAGAAUCCUCUCCUGGCUGGGACUGGUCUGCAGACCUGCUGUCAGCUCUGAGCCCAGAGGAGAGGGAGCUGCUUGGGGCCGUCACUGCCCGGGGUUACCCCCUCCAUACCGUCAUCAUGGCCCUGCAGAGGACGGGCCGACAGACCCCAGAUCAGAUCCUGAGUUACCUGCUGGCCUGUGACCACCUGUGUCAGCUGGGUUAUGAUAAGAGUCUGGUGGAAGAAGCUCUAGAAAUGUUUCAAAACUCUGAGACAAAGGCAGAGGAGUUUCUUCAUCUGAUGAGUCAGUUCAACGAGAUGGGCUUCCAGCAGAACGCCAUCAAAGAGGUGCUGUUGGUCCAUGACAACCACCGGGAGCGCGCCCUGGAGGAGCUGAUGAUGCGCGUGGCCUGACGGAAGAUCUACACACACUCCAUAUCACAACUGAAACCAAAAAUCCGCUGUAGGAAUAAAUAUGAAGUCCAGUUGAUAAACACACAGAGAAUAACCCACAAUAUUAUAUCUGGAGCUGGACCUGGCCAAAAGUACAUUUACUGCAUUAUACUGUGUACAAUGAUGAUGAUUCCAUAUUGCACCCUUUCAGUCCUGUGUUUAUUAUGUGAACAUGUGAAAGUAUUCUCAUGCGACCUGAGUAGUUUGUAUUUGGGAUUACUUUAUUAAAGACAUGUCCACCGAGGCAGUGUGUUUUUUUUCUUUUUGUAAAUUGAAAACUUUAUUUUCUUUCUACUCCCUCUCUGCUUCCCACAGAUUGAUAACUGCAGCACAACAUGUCAUCAUCGCUGGUUAUUAAAGCAUAACUCCAAUCUCCUCAGUUUGUGUUAACCAGAGAUCUUAUUUCAGGCAUUUCAAUAUGCCAACUCAUUUCCGGGUUUAGGACUCAAGAGUUAACCAUCAGUGGAUGAACACUGUGCGAAGGACAAAGCAGGAAAUCCAUCUAUAGCCUGUGAUGGAUGUCUUGCCUCUUUGGAUUACUUUAGAACCAAAGCAG